AUUUGUAAAGAAUUCUUCCUUUGAAUUCAUGGUGUUUGAGCCCAUGUAUGACUGAGAUAUAAAGAAUCUUUUAGAUUGUCGUUACUGGACCAAGAAAAGGAAGAUGACGUCUAUUAUCAAGUUAACUACCCUUUCUGGGCUCCAGGAAGAGUCUGCCCUUUGCUAUCUGCUCCAAGUGGAUGAGUUUAGAUUUUUACUGGACUGUGGCUGGGAUGAGCACUUUUCGAUGGAUAUUAUAGAUUCCCUGAGGAAGCAUGUGCACCAGAUCGACGCAGUGCUGCUGUCGCACCCGGACCCUCUGCACCUCGGAGCCCUCCCAUACGCCGUGGGCAAGCUGGGGCUGAACUGUGCAAUCUACGCCACCAUCCCUGUGUACAAAAUGGGACAGAUGUUCAUGUAUGAUCUCUACCAGUCUCGACACAACACGGAAGAUUUCACACUCUUUACACUGGAUGACGUGGACGCUGCCUUCGACAAAAUCCAGCAGUUAAAGUUUUCUCAGAUUGUGAAUUUGAAAGGUAAAGGACAUGGCUUGUCCAUCACCCCUCUACCAGCUGGUCACAUGAUAGGUGGAACCAUAUGGAAAAUCGUCAAGGAUGGAGAAGAAGAAAUUGUGUAUGCCGUUGACUUCAACCACAAGAGGGAGAUCCACUUAAAUGGAUGUUCCUUGGAAAUGCUGAGCAGACCCUCCCUACUGAUCACAGACUCAUUUAACGCCACGUACGUGCAGCCCAGGAGGAAGCAGAGAGACGAACAACUUCUGACAAACGUCCUGGAAACGCUGCGUGGCGACGGGAAUGUGCUCAUAGCAGUGGACACUGCAGGCAGAGUUUUGGAGCUCGCCCAGCUGCUCGAUCAGAUUUGGAGAACUAAAGAUGCUGGCCUGGGCGUCUACUCCCUGGCCCUGCUGAACAACGUCAGCUACAACGUGGUGGAGUUCUCCAAGUCCCAGGUAGAAUGGAUGAGUGACAAAUUGAUGCGAUGCUUCGAAGACAAAAGAAACAACCCGUUUCAGUUCCGCCAUCUCUCCCUCUGUCACGGUCUGUCGGACUUGGCUCGCGUCCCGAGCCCCAAAGUGGUGCUGGCCAGUCAGCCCGACCUAGAGUGCGGAUUCUCCAGGGACCUCUUCAUCCAGUGGUGCCAGGACCCGAAGAACUCCAUCAUUCUCACUUACAGAACCACCCCUGGGACCCUGGCGCGUUUCCUCAUUGACAACCCCACCGAGAAAAUCACAGAAAUAGAGCUGAGGAAACGUGUGAAGCUCGAAGGGAAAGAACUGGAAGAAUACUUAGAAAAAGAGAAACUAAAGAAAGAAGCUGCUAAAAAACUCGAGCAGUCCAAAGAGGUAGAUAUAGAUUCCAGUGAUGAGAGUGACGUCGAGGAAGAUAUUGACCAGCCGUCGGCUCAUAAAACCAAGCAUGACCUGAUGAUGAAAGGGGAAGGGAGCCGGAAGGGGAGUUUCUUCAAGCAGGCCAAGAAGUCCUACCCGAUGUUUCCUGCCCCCGAAGAAAGGAUUAAAUGGGACGAAUACGGAGAAAUUAUCAAACCAGAGGAUUUCUUAGUGCCAGAACUUCAAGCCACUGAAGAGGAAAAGAACAAGUUGGAAUCUGGCAUGACCAACGGCGAUGAACCCACGGACCAGGAUCUGUCGGAUGUCCCCACCAAGUGUGUGUCUGCCACCGAGUCGAUUGAAAUCAAAGCCAGGGUUACUUACAUCGACUACGAGGGACGCUCUGACGGCGACUCCAUCAAAAAAAUCAUCAAUCAGAUGAAACCACGACAGCUCAUCAUCGUGCACGGCCCGCCGGAGGCCAGCCAAGACCUCGCCGAGUGCUGCCGCGCGUUCGGGGGGAAGGACAUCAAGGUGUACAUGCCCAAGCUGCACGAGACGGUCGACGCCACCAGCGAGACCCACAUCUACCAGGUGAGGCUGAAGGACUCGCUCGUCAGCUCCCUUCAGUUCUGCAAGGCCAAGGACGCCGAGCUGGCUUGGAUCGACGGCGUCCUGGACAUGAGGGUCUCCAAAGUGGACACGGGCGUCAUCCUGGAAGAGGGGGAGCUGAAGGACGACGGGGAGGACACCGACAUGCAGGUGGACCUGCCCUCGGACCCUAGCGUCCUCGCCCAGCAGAAAGCCAUGAAGAGCCUGUUUGGGGACGACGAGAAGGAGGCGGGCGAGGAGAGUGAGAUCAUCCCGACACUGGAGCCUCUGCCGCCGCACGAGGUUCCCGGACACCAGUCUGUUUUCAUGAACGAGCCGAGACUGUCGGACUUCAAACAGGUUCUCUUGCGGGAGGGGAUCCAGGCCGAGUUCGUCGGAGGGGUGCUUGUUUGCAAUAACCAGGUCGCAGUCCGCAGAACUGAGACUGGACGCAUUGGAUUAGAAGGUUGCCUCUGUCAAGACUUUUAUAGGAUCAGAGACCUUUUGUAUGAACAGUAUGCCAUUGUGUAAAGGAGGCGUUGCCAAGAAGCCUGGCCUUCCUAAGAAACAGGAUUCGUACCUGAUUCUGAGCUUCGCUUUUUUUUUUUUUUGGUUUUGUUUUGUAACAUACAAAAAGAAUUUUCCAGAAAAACUUAAUAUGCAUUAGAUUUUUUUUUUUUUUUUUUGGUAAAGGUAACAGUGUCCAACUAGUGCUCCAGUGAGAUUCAGCCUUGAGCUUCCCCGACCCCAGAAGGGCUCUUUACUUGAAUCCAACAAUGCAACUUGGCAAACCCGUUCAUGGCCUUAGUGAACAAGUUUGCAUGUGUGGCUGCAAACAUUUUCUAACCAUUUCCUGGAACAAAAAAGUGAGAACUCUUUAGAAGAUGUGCUAUUUUUUUCAAAAGCGGAUAAGAUUGUUUUCAGAGGCCUGUCUAGUUGAAAAACAAAGGGCGUGUGUGUGUGUGUGUGUGUGUCUGUCUGUCUGUCUAUCUUUCGGAUUCUUGUGGACAGUAGUUUGCCCACUGUCCCGUGCCUCUGUGGUAUACGUGGUGGUUGUGGUGGUUUGCCCAGUGUGAGCUGAUACACACGUGACUCCGAAAUCAAUUUUCAUUCCUUCUGAGUGUGUGUGUUUGUGUGUGUGUGUGCUGUGUAUGAAGAUUUUAUUGUGCAGUCUGAAUGAUAACACCAUCAUUUGAAUACACAUGAUUCAAAAGAAUUCCUUGAUGCCUGGAGGCAUUUGAAAUACUUCCUUAAUUAUCAGGUACUUUAAUGUAUUGUACUGCUACAGGAGAACAAAUGUUGAACAGCACCUCUGCAUACAGUAGCAGUACACUCUAAGUAAAGGUGUCAAUGUUUUCUCUUCAGUUACCCAGGCAGCGGUUCAAUUCUGUACCCAUUGCAACCCAGAUAGUACUAAAGUCGGAUCAGGUUAACCAUUCUCUGUUCACGGCUUUCUUGUAGCUAGCAGCCUGUAAACUACUGCGUUUAAAAAAUAAAAACAAUGUAUGAAUCUAUGCACUUUUCACCGAACUGAAGCGAUGCAAACCAUGUCAGCAGCUGCUGAUUCUUGUGUAGGAUGUAGCUUAAUCAUGGCAGACGUUACUAUUAUUUUCACAAGUAUUUUGGUUCUACUCUUCAUACUUGCUUUUUUUAAAUAAAUAAAUAAAUAAAUAAAAAGAACCAAAAGGAUCCAUCAACUUGUUUAGUUUAGAUGGUACUCUGUACAGCAUGAUCCGAGCGUAAUCGGAGUAGAAUCAAUCAUUCUGUUUCAGACUUCUCUUGUGGACAAUCGCGCGAAUGCAGAGUUUCCAGCUUCCUGAUUGUGAAAGGCAAAUCCACCAAAUAAUGUUGCAGAAAAUGAAGAUAAAGAGUGCGCUUGUGUUGUAGGGCUUUGAAAAAAGAUUUCACCCUUUAUUACCGAAGCAAGUCUGAUAUUCUAUUUCUGCGCUGGGGAAAGAGUCUGUUUGUUUCAUGCUUUAGAGUCAGGUCAUACAUAUUUCAUUGCAAUACCGAUGUUGAAAAAUUGUUUUUUGACUAGCUUCUUACUGUCUCAUGUACAGGCAUUAAAUUUUAAAGCACUG
Molecule: messenger RNA, 4002 nt
Organism: Sorex fumeus (smoky shrew)
Lineage: Eukaryota; Metazoa; Chordata; Mammalia; Eulipotyphla; Soricidae
Gene: CPSF2
Product: cleavage and polyadenylation specific factor 2
Exons: 15
Coding region: 104-2452 (782 amino acids)
Biological process (GO): mRNA 3'-end processing by stem-loop binding and cleavage
Cellular component (GO): mRNA cleavage and polyadenylation specificity factor complex
Molecular function (GO): RNA binding
Source: RefSeq, a predicted model, not a curated record